Molecule: messenger RNA, 2746 nt
Organism: Guyanagaster necrorhizus
Lineage: Eukaryota; Fungi; Basidiomycota; Agaricomycetes; Agaricales; Physalacriaceae
Product: copii coat protein
Exons: 10
Coding region: 108-2399 (763 amino acids)
Biological process (GO): COPII-coated vesicle budding; COPII-coated vesicle cargo loading; intracellular protein transport
Cellular component (GO): endoplasmic reticulum exit site; COPII vesicle coat
Molecular function (GO): zinc ion binding; GTPase activator activity
Source: RefSeq, a predicted model, not a curated record
UUCUACGUGUCUCUUGCAACAGCGUUCCAUCUUCUACAUCUCCUUUUUCAUUUUUUCGUCCCCGUGCCUGCGAAACCUCAUUUUUAAUCCGGGCGAGUCGCGAUAAAAUGCUCAACGUCGAAGACAUAGAGGAGCGCGAUGGUGUGCGACUGUCGUGGAAUGUAUGGCCAUCGUCGCGUAUAGAGGCUACACGAACGGUCGUUCCCAUCUCUGCGCUCUAUACACCCCUAAAAAUUCGCGAAGAUUUGCCGCCUGUCGUCUACGAACCUGUGGCCUGUAAAGCUCCUUGUCGAGCUAUUCUCAAUCCGUACUGUUCAAUAGAUAUUCGUGGAAAGCUCUGGAUCUGUCCCUUUUGUCUAUCGCGCAACGCCUUCCCUCCUCACUACAAAGAUAUCUCUAACACCAACCUUCCCCCUGAACUCCUACCAAAAUACACUACCAUAGAGUACACCCUCGCACGGAUGACCCAACGUCCCAUUUUCCUUUUCGUUGUCGAUACCUGUCUUGACGAGGAAGACCUCAAGGCUCUCCGUGAUGCCCUCGUUGUCAGUCUUAGCUUGAUCCCACCCUACGCACUUGUCGGUCUGAUUACAUACGGUACUAUGACGCAAGUCCACGAGAUUGGGUACUCCGAGUGCAGCAAAUCCUUCGUCUUCCGGGGAGGCAAAGAAUACCACCCAAAGCAAAUCCAGGAUAUGCUUGGUCUCAGCUCGCAGAACCGUGCCGCCCCUCGUCCUGGACAGUCCAUGCCUUCGCAAUCCUUUGGAGCUUCACGAUUCUUGCUACCUGUAGAGGAGUGCGAGUUCCAGCUGACCGGCAUACUGGAGUCUUUGACACGAGACCCUUGGCCCGUUGCCAACGACAAGCGUGCAUUGAGAUGUACUGGCGUUGCUCUGAGUGUCGCUGUUGGUCUAUUGGAGACCACAUAUCCUAACACGGGCGCUCGCAUCAUGCUGUUUGCUGGGGGACCAUGCACGGAGGGACCUGGCAUGGUCGUCAGCAACGAGUUGAAAGAACCCAUUCGUUCGCAUCAUGACAUUGACCGGGAUAGCGUGAAGCACUUCAAGCGGGCCACCAAAUUCUAUGAAGGUCUUGCCAAGCGCGUAUCCAACAACGGUCAUGCUGUUGACCUGUUUGCGGGUUGUCUCGAUCAGGUCGGACUUCUGGAGAUGAAAUCGCUGCCUAACUCAACAAAUGGUGUUAUCGUUUUGUCGGAUGGCUUCGCUACCUCCAUAUUCAAGCAAAGUUUUCUGCGUAUCUUCAACAAAGACGAUCAGGGCAAUCUUCAGAUGGGCUUCAACGCAACUUUCGACGUUCAGACGACGAAAGAAUUGAAAGUGUCUGGACUUAUCGGUCACACAAUAUCUGCUGGCAAGAAGUCCGCCUGCGUCGGUGAGACUGAGAUAGGGAUUGGCCAAACUUCAGCAUGGAAGAUCAAUACUCUCACUCCUCGUACAUCGACUGCGGUCUACUUUGAAGUGGUUACGCCCGCCGGCCAACCAUUGCAGCCUGGAUCUAGAGGUUUGAUCCAGUUCGUCACUCACUAUCAACACGCAUCGGGUACCCAGAGACUGCGUGUUACCACUAUUGCACGCAACUUUGCUGAAGCCGGAUCCCCAAGCAUAGCAGCAGCUUUCGAUCAAGAGGCUGCUGCCGUUCUCAUGGCCAGAAUUGCCGUCUUCAAGGCUGAAAUAGACGAUUCACCGGAUGUUUUGCGCUGGCUUGACCGUAUGCUUAUCCGUCUUUGUCAAAAGUUUGCAGAUUACAGGAAAGAGGACCCAACAAGCUUCCGUCUGACUGACAAUUUCAGCAUCUAUCCCCAGUUCAUGUUCCAUCUGCGGAGAAGUCAGUUCUUGCAGGUCUUUAACAACAGUCCAGACGAAUCAGCGUUUUAUAGACACAUUCUAAAUGAAGAGGACGUCAAUAACUCUCUUAUUAUGAUUCAGCCUACGUUGAUGUCUUACACCUUCGAUACACCCCCCCAGCCCGUUCUUUUGGACAGCGUAUCGAUAAAGCACGAUGUUGUUCUGCUGCUAGACACCUUCUUCCAUAUCCUCAUAUUCCACGGAGAGCUCGUCGCACAAUGGCGAAAACAGGGAUAUCAAGAUCAAGAAGGUUAUGAGAAUUUCAAGGAGCUCCUAGAGCAACCGGUUCAGGAUGCACAGGAGCUCUUGGUUGAUCGUUUUCCUAUACCGCGAUACAUUGUCUGCGAUCAAGGAGGCAGUCAAGCGCGGUUCUUGUUAUCCAAGCUUAACCCCUCCACGACACACAUGUCGCAAUCUAUAUAUGGACCAGCUUCAGGAGCAGGUACUGGUCAGGCGAUCUUCACGGACGAUGUUAGUUUGCAGGUAUUCAUGGAGCAUUUGAAACGUCUUGCUGUUGGAGCCCAAACGAAUUGAUUUGUAUCGUUUAUUUUAUUGUAGUGUUUUCCUUGUUCAAAACCGUCUUAUACGCUUAACAUGUCUGACGGUAUAAUCUUGAUUUUUACCUCUUUCGGCGAGUCAAAAGUCAAAUUGUGUGACUCUACAGUGCACUUCGCUGUUGUCCGUGUCUGCACUAUUGAAGAUUGCUCACGAAGUAGUCAACGAAUGCUCCCUCUUUCAACAAAACAUUGUCUUUACACUCAUGCUUAGAUACAAACACUUCAGUUACAGUAUAAGUACGGCGCACUGUACCACCAUACCGUUUCCAACCUUACGUAGUGUCGAUAGUCACCAUCAAAACCUACGCCCUCUCUUGCGCAGAC